AUGGCAGAAAGCGACCCCCAACACCAGACUCAAGCUGGGCAAGUACCAUGGAUAUAUCUUCACACCCACCAUCGUAACGCAGCGCAACGACAAAACCAGCACGCCCAGCUACGCCAGGAGUACUUGGAGCAGUGGCAGCGAGACGAAAACCUUGGCAAGCUUCGAAGGAUUGCAUUGCCGCGCAGCAAAGCCGCACCAUUACCGUCCCAGGUUCGGGAGCAAGCGGCGGCUAAAAUAAUAGCACAAUUCGAUGCUGCAUAUCGAACCUCGUAA
Messenger RNA from Gaeumannomyces tritici R3-111a-1, 273 nucleotides. RefSeq lists its product as hypothetical. NCBI's taxonomy places the organism in Eukaryota, Fungi, Ascomycota, Sordariomycetes, Magnaporthales, Magnaporthaceae. The record is from RefSeq and is a predicted model, not a curated record. The transcript is spliced from 2 exons. The coding region runs from base 1 to 273 and encodes 90 amino acids.